Molecule: messenger RNA, 373 nt
Organism: Ectocarpus sp. CCAP 1310/34
Lineage: Eukaryota; Phaeophyceae; Ectocarpales; Ectocarpaceae
Source: the annotation of a GenBank genome assembly
CAAGGAGAAGGGGGAGAAGGAAGAGGAGGAGAUAGACGAGAUGCCGCUGGUUUGUGAUGUAUGCGGGAAAACUCCGGACGUCGAAUGUGAGGAAUGCGGCACCGUGUACUGCUCCAACACCUGGGUCGGCAACCCCGGGUGCUUCAUCAGGGAUCACGAGCGGGGGAAUCGCCGCAAGCACACCAAACGCGGAUACACGCACGCAAAGGACUUGUUGAAGAGGGCAAAGAGGAAGGAGAAGGAGGAGAAGGAGCGAAAAGAGCGGGAAAGUCGCCAGAACGGGGAGGCCCGCCGGGACGAAAAGGCCGACAAAAAGCGGCGCCUGAAACUGGCUCAAGAACGCGAGGUGAGAACCGGCUCCGUCGAAAUAUAA